CGUACCAUCAAGCGAUUGAGAUUCAUCAACUCCGAAUUUUAUUCCUUUUUUAUAGAUUUCAACUGUACAUUCUUUGACAAAAUCAAUGCAUCGUAGACUUAAGAAAAUGUGUUUCAACUGAGUCGUUUCUGCUUCAAACAUGGCAGUACUGAGCACGGAAUAGACUUCGUUUUAUCACUGAAAUAGCGGCUUCAUCUGAUGUAUAGUUUAUACCUUUUAUUAGGGACUGUUAUGUCCUAACGUAAAAUGCUUUAUAGACUAUGGCAUAAAAUCAAUAAAAGCAAAAACGACGAAAAAUGAAAAAAUCUAAACGGCGUUACUGAUCCUUUUGCCAGUAUUCUUUUUCGUUACUUAAACAUGUACUCUUGCACGUUGCCUAAUAUGUAGUCAGUACCGUGAACGUUGGCGCCAGUUUUGCCGUAUCUAGUCUGCCUACGGCAGUCUUUCUCAACGACAAAUUCAUCUCUCUUUCUUAUAAUCUUGCACAAUUUGUAUUAAUCGUCAUUCGAAAGCCUCUUCUUCUACUCUGGCUCGUUAAAAAAUUGCAUACGUUUCUUCUUCAAAAUAAAUCCAAAUUGAAUAUACAAGUGGUUGAUCCUAAAUCCAAGGUGCAAAAUAAAGAUACUAGGACAACUAUCGUAAUUACGAUCGAGAAUACGGAUUAUAUUUAACUACAAGUCACAUAUUUCCUUUUUUGUACUGACAAACACUCAUCUACGACGUAACAUGAAUGUUGAUGCAAUUUUUAAGGAAUCAAACGGUCCAUUAGACAAAAAAAGGAAACUGGAAGAUGGUCGUUAUGUAGGCGUUGACGCUGAAAAUCAUGAUGGUCAUCCCGAACAGGAAACAAAAUCCAAAUCAGAAGAGGAAUAUGACGAGGAAGGCGGCCGUUUUUUCGGGGGAGGUUUAACUGAAAAAGAGGAGAAGGCCUUGAACUUUUUAAAUACAGUUGAUGACGGUGACAAUGAACCUACUUUUGACGCUGCAGCCCUUAAAAAGAAAAUCAUUGCAUUGGAAAAAGCGUUAAAUAAAAACCAGAUGCUAAGAACAAAAUAUCCAAAUGCGCCGGAGAAAUUCAUUGAGUCGGAGGCAGAUCUUGAUGCAGAGAUACAUGGUCUUACUGUUCUUUCGGAAUACCCAGAACUUUAUUCAGAUCUUGUUCAACUCAAUACAACAAAUACGCUGUUUGAGCUUUUUGGACACGAAAAUAUUGACAUUGUGAUAGCCAUCAUUGAUUUACUUGUUGAGUUAACAGAUGAAGAUGUUGAACCAGACUCGUUAAUUAUCUUGCAAAAAGAUUUAAUCGAAAAAGGCUUAUUCUCUAUAAUAACGGAAAUAAUGAAACGAAUGAACGAAGAAAAUGAAGAUGACGCCCAUGGUGUGUUUGCUUCGUUUCAGUUGGUUGAAAACCUGGUUUCCAUUAAUGCAGAUGUUUGUGAAGAAAUUAAAAAUACUGACUUGAUUCAGUUCUUACUCAAUCGCGCUUCAAAACAAGAGGCUACAGUGUCAGAGAAUCUGCAAUUCUCUGUUGAGCUAUUGGCAGUUCUUUGUAGUAAAUCUCCUGCAAUUCGAGUUUCAAUUGUUGAGAAGAACGGAAUUGAAAUUCUUCUAAAUCGCAUCAGUUUGUAUGCAAGAAGAAAUCCUGUUCCGGGUCUGGAAGCCGAACUCAUGCAAAAUGCAUUUGAUGUCCUGUGCUCUGUAGUUGAGGAGCAACAGGGAAAAAUGCAAUUUCUAAAAGAAGAGGGUAUAGAGCUUUGUCUGCUCAUGCUUCAACAAAAGAAACAAAGUAGAAAGCCGGCUUUUAAACUGGUUGAUCACGCACUUUUUGGACCCCUUUCAUUACCUUUAUGCAAUCGGUUUGUUGAGUUUGGAGGUUUAAAGUACCUUUUUUCAACAUUCAUGAAAAAAAUGGAGGCAGAAAUGCUCGAACACAUCUGCGCUAUCAUGGCCUCUUUAUUUCGGUCAUUAGCUGCUGAUACCCCAGAACGAAUUCGGUUUCUCGCUAAAUUCGUUGAAAAGGACUUUACCAAAACAAAAAAACUAGUGGAUUUCUAUAGCAAAUUAAGAAAGCCAAUUACUGAAAUUCGGCAAUCAGCAAAAGCACAAACAAAUUUAGAAGAGGAUAGUCUCGCGCUCUUUCUAAAACAAAUUGACAUGGGCCUGUUUUCUUUUCAGUCUAUAGUUGUCAUCUUGGCAUGGUUAUGCUGUGAAGAUUCUGCCAUCUGUGAAUGCAUAUCUAACAGUCUCAAAGCUUUUGGACUUCAGUUACAUGACUUGCUCAGCGACCUUCAAGAUUACUUUGAGAAUUUCGCUGAGUCCCCAGAAACAAUUAGCGACGAAAAAUCCGAAGAAAGCAUUCCUCGCGUUGAUGAGAAACCGAUGGUACAAACUUUGCUCGAGAUUAUGCAAAUUCAAGUACAUGAAUCCCAAGAAACUAAUAGCGGCAGGUCCGCAUGAAGUUAAUUGCUAUAUUCUAAGAGUAUAAAUAAAAUUUUGUUUUAAGUUGACUAUAAAGCAAAAAUGAAAAAGAGAGGACAAACAAAAAACGGUGUAAGUACAUUAUCAUAAGGGAGAUGCGUGUUCUGGAG
Molecule: messenger RNA, 2588 nt
Organism: Schizosaccharomyces japonicus yFS275
Lineage: Eukaryota; Fungi; Ascomycota; Schizosaccharomycetes; Schizosaccharomycetales; Schizosaccharomycetaceae
Product: DUF1716 family protein
Exons: 2
Coding region: 727-2457 (576 amino acids)
Biological process (GO): gene expression
Cellular component (GO): nucleus
Source: RefSeq, a predicted model, not a curated record